Messenger RNA from Sipha flava (yellow sugarcane aphid), 1917 nucleotides. Its product is annotated as adiponectin receptor protein-like. The record is from RefSeq and is a predicted model, not a curated record. Gene Ontology annotation, molecular function: signaling receptor activity. The coding region runs from base 633 to 1748 and encodes 371 amino acids. The transcript is spliced from 7 exons. Lineage: Eukaryota; Metazoa; Arthropoda; Insecta; Hemiptera; Aphididae. Gene Ontology annotation, biological process: adiponectin-activated signaling pathway. Gene Ontology annotation, cellular component: plasma membrane.
GUAAAUACCUGCAGUAGCAGCGGCUGCUCUGGACAAUUAUGUCAAACGUUUCACAUUAUUGAACACCGUAUUGUCAUUUAUAUUUUUUACGACUUUCUCGUCGGACUUCGAAAACGUAAACCGGAUUCUCCUAAAAUAAGUUCCUCUAGUAAUUAUUUUCAUCUGAAAAUUCGUCUAGUUACGCACUCCGAUCGCGUUUUUCGACACUGCGCUCGCCGGUCGACAGAAAAAAUAAUUAUUGUCACGACCACGACGGCCGUUCGACUUUCAUAGGUUUUCGUCGUUUUUUUUUUUCUCCCUCUUUUUUUUCGUCGGCACCGGUUCAUCAAUACUGCUUAUAAUAUUUUUAGAUUAUUUUUACACCAAUCAUUAAUUGAUAACGAAGUUAAAAUUCAAUACACGGUUUUCUCGGCACCGUGGACGUUUGGACUAAGUCAGCUUACGUAAUCGUUCGUCGUCGUGAUAACGUGUCGCAGUAGAAUUUGACGGGGGGCACACGCGUCGCACAGGAGACACGCAGUUCGAUCGCCGCCAAGAAGUACGCUGAGUCGUCGUGGUCGUCGACUUCGUUUUGGGCGCAUGGUUUCCCAGCCGGACGUCGGUGCUCAAUUUAUCUCCCGCACAACAGAUUCAUGAGUGAUAUAGAAACGGUUACCAAGAUGUCAGAAAGUGUUCAGACUGAAACAAUAACACCAAAUGAAAAUAAAGUUGCCGAUACUCCUUCAACUGCUAAAAAAAGUAGUAUUCUUAGACAUCGUAAAAUACCUUCUACUGAUUUAAAUAAUAUGGUAUGUAAUAUAUCUAAUGAAACAAAUGAAAACAUGGAUUCAUAUGGUACUAUGGCUCAAGCAGAAUUUCAACAUGUUGCUGCUCAAGCUCGUGAUCUUGGUCGUAAAAUGUGGAAUGUAUGCCAUUUCCACAACUUACCUCAGUGGCUUCAGGAUAAUGAUUUCUUGCACACGGGACACAGACCUCCAUUAAACUCUUUUCAGGCUUGUUUUCAAUCUAUUUUCCGAAUUCACACUGAAACUGGAAAUAUAUGGACACAUUUGCUAGGUUGUAUUGCAUUUUUUUUUAUGACACUCUACUUUGCAUCUAGACCCGAAGAAGAAUUAUCAUUUCAAGAUAAAUUAGUUUUUAUUAUUUACUUUAUUGGAGCUAUUACUUGUAUGGGUUUUUCAUUUGUAUUUCAUACAGUUCAUUGUCAUUCAGAAACUGUUGGAAAGUUAUUCAGCAAAUUGGAUUAUUGUGGAAUCGCUAUACUGAUUAUGGGUUCAUUUGUGCCAUGGCUGUAUUAUGGAUUUUACUGUGAACCUUAUUCAUGGAUACUGUAUUUAGUACUAAUUAUUGCCUUGGGAUUGGUGUCAAUGAUUGUAGCGCUAUGGGACAAAUUCAGUGAUCCCAAUCUCAGACCACUUAGAGCAGGUGUUUUUACAACUUUUGGGUUGAUUGGUGUUAUACCAGCACUUCAUUAUGGAGCUGUCGAAGGAUUUUUUUCGAAUUUCACAUUAAUUAGCCUUGGGUGGUUGUUACUUAUGGGAUUUUUAUAUAUAUGUGGUGCUUUAUUAUAUGCGUUACGAGUACCAGAACGAUUUUUCCCUGGAAAAUGCGAUUUAUUGUUCCAAAGUCAUCAGAUAUUCCAUGUACUUGUAAUACUGGCAGCAUUUGUCCAUUACCAUGGCAUAACUAAAAUGGCAGAGUACAGGUUGAGUAAAGGUGAAUGUGAAGUACGACCUGCUGUUGUUUAGUACGAGUUUAGUAGGUGCAUGGGCUUGCUUAAAAAUAUGCAAUCAUCUGUAAUUAAAUUUGAAAGAGAACACUUACUCCCAUGCUGACAUACUGGUUGAAAUUAAAAUUAAGUUCUUCAAAUCAGUUAAAAAUUUGUAAUUUAAAUACCAAAAACAUCCUAAAUAAUAU